Drosophila rhopaloa is the source of this 733-nucleotide messenger RNA. RefSeq lists its product as uncharacterized. Lineage: Eukaryota; Metazoa; Arthropoda; Insecta; Diptera; Drosophilidae. Bases 1 to 717 code for a protein of 238 amino acids. The transcript has 4 exons. The record is from RefSeq and is a predicted model, not a curated record.
AUGCUUGCAAAAGGCAAACCUCGAACACCUUCGGUUAACAGCCAUGCCAAAUUCAAGAGUCAACUGGCCAACAAUGUCUCGCAAUUGAAUCUGAGCUUUCCAACGGCCGCUCAACUUGUGCGUAAAAAUAACAGCCAAUUGCGCCAAACGAAAUUAACUGUCUGCCAGAAGGACAAUAAACUGAAGUACGAAGGUUUCGUCGAGGAAGUGCCCAGAUUUCGGGCAAAGCAGGAAUUUGUCUACGUUCCAACUCCAAAAGCACUGGAAAAGACCAGUUUCGUGGUCAACGCCAAAAAGGAGGAACCAAAAGGGUUGCCAGGUGAUCCGAUGUCUAAGCCAGGACGAAAUUUAAUUAGUUUGGUCGGACGCGUGGAUUUCUGCCUUAAAACCCAUAAAAUGUAUCCCGAUAUUAACGCCAUUUGGAACGUUUACGGAAAACUUCUCCGCAUUAUUGAGGGAAAACGGGGAGAGCAUACUUUGCUGGUGCGAAACGAAAAUUCUGGACCCAUCCUUCAGGGAAUCUACUAUGAUUUUGAAAGUGUUUUGAAAUCUUGGAGCCCAGGCUGUUUUGUUCAUCUUGUGGGCCGAUUCAUUAACGAGAAUCGUUUGCAAACGUUCAAGAUCGCUCAGGUAAGCGAUAUCGACCGGCAGCAAGAAUUUAUGCGCAUAGAAAAUGUGACAAAUUAUAUUCUGAUGCAAAACAAGGUGCAUAAGUAAUUUAUAUUUUAGUAAG